AUGUGGCCGAAUUAUCUUAAUAAUCCUAGCACUGGAAAUCAUAGAAGCCACUCUCUGUCCUUACUUCAUCAAGCGGAUGAAUUUGUGGAGAUCGAUCUAGUUGAUUCGACUGCCACGGGAUCUAGAAAGCCAGGACGCACUGAAUCUAUAUGGUCGGCCUGGUACAAGAGAGGCCAAUCACUCGGGGCUCUCAUAAGCCCAACGAGGCAAAAUGAUACAUCCGAUACGUUGAAUCUGAAUUUGGAUAGUGAUACUGACUACUCCAGAAGCCCUUACUUCAUUCCAUCGAAGGUUGAGAGUGUGAGCCCAAUGGAAGAAACAAGGAGCAAAAAAGAGUCCCUCAAUGAUCCAAGCAAGUCCAAACUGUCAUCACUCAUAUGGGCCCAUUCAGGGGGUUACCAGAUUAACUGGUCGCCCUCGAUCACACCGCCUGUUCCAGCUGUUUUCCCACAAACUAGCAAAUUGCAAACAGACGAAAGCUCAGCUAGUGGCUCUUGCUUUACACCCAAUGAUACCGCUCUGCCCGGGUUGGAAACGCCAUGGCACAUCAAUGGUUCAUCAACCAGCUAUGGAAAAGUAAUGGUCCCACCAAAGGUUCAUCUCAGAGAGCACGCUACUUCAGUCGGAGAUGACGAGAAUAAGACAAGUAGGGUUAUCGAUGGACAGCUUGCCACCAGUUAUCUUAAGCAUUUGUUUCUCGAGAAGAAGCUACUCCAAGACAAAAAGCAUAGACCAUUUGUUGACAAAGCUAACGGAGGCUUCCCACUUUCAAUGUUGAUCGAGUUGCCUACAUUGAGAUCACUUUUUAAAGAGAACACCGAAGCUCUUGAAGCCUUUAUCGGCACCUUUUGUCACGAGUUCUUGGAAGUUGUCUAUGAAGAGCAGUCGUGCGUCAGACUGAAAGACUGGCCGGAUUGGGUGAUGGAGAUAAAUUGA
Candidozyma haemuli is the source of this 936-nucleotide messenger RNA. RefSeq lists its product as uncharacterized. NCBI's taxonomy places the organism in Eukaryota, Fungi, Ascomycota, Pichiomycetes, Serinales, Metschnikowiaceae. The coding region runs from base 1 to 936 and encodes 311 amino acids. The record is from RefSeq and is a predicted model, not a curated record. The transcript has a single exon.